Messenger RNA from Symbiodinium natans, 1197 nucleotides. NCBI's taxonomy places the organism in Eukaryota, Dinophyceae, Suessiales, Symbiodiniaceae. The record is from the annotation of a GenBank genome assembly.
AUGCCCCGACGGUCAAGACGGCUGCCAGGGCGGUUCACCUUUUUCCUUAUGUGCCUCCUGCAAUCAGCAGUGCAGUCAUGGCCGUGGUGGCUGCAGGUGGAGCGCCUGCGGACGCUAGAAGCAAAGGCCCGUGUGCUGGAUUGGUUUGAGACAUUGAUGCGGGCCUGCUAUGCACCUUUCUUUUACAUUUGGCAAACUUUUGUCCCUCCCUGGACAUGGACUACGCCACGCUAUGCCUUGCCCGACAAGCUUGACUUUACCGAUGCCCACUUCGCGGCGGCAUUGGCAUCGGCAACGGUGACAACGUCAGCCCUUGCCUUCUUCGCCUACUCCGCAACCCCGAGUGCCUACAGCUGGAUCUACCGGCCACUCUGGAUGGCGUGGGUGACGUACUUGUCACUACUGCUGCCGACAUUGGGCGUCGUCUCAACGCACGUCUGGGCAUUGGCCGCCGACAGAUACGUGUACUUGCCGAGUCUCUGCGUCUUUGUGCCAUGCACGGCGGGCCUGCUCCAAAGCUUGGCUGAGGGAGCUUCGUGGAAGCGGCGGGGUGUGCUCGGGGUCCUCAGCAUGACCUACAUCUUCUCGUGUGCAUGGCGCGCGGACGAGGUCGCGCUGCACUGGGCAUCCGGGUCGUCGACCCUUUUCGAGGCGAUCCUUCGUGAAGAGCCCAGUCAGUUCCAUACAUUGAAGGACUUUGGAACUUUCCAGCUCAAACGGGGCAAGCUUGGCGAAGCCAAAGCAAUGCUUUCCCAUGCCUUGCAGAUCCGUCCUGAUCAUGGCGGCCUCCUCUUGAAUGUCGCUGCGCUGCUCCAUCAGUCCAAAGAAACGGCUGAGGCUGAAGCGAUGUAUCGGAAGGCAUGUGCCGCGGCAAAGGCCGCUGCGGAGAAAUGCCAAGGCUGCCAGCCAGCAAUGACGGAGCUUGCGAAAGCUCAAGCUAAUUAUGGCGGCCUGCUGCUGCAGCUCGGGCGACACACAGAUGCAGCUUCGGUGCUGGAGGCCGGCCAGCCAUGGGAAAAUGCUGUGGACUCAGCCCGCGGGCCAGGCUUUUUCCACCUCUGCUUGGCCCAUCGCGGGCUGGGCCGUUUGGAAAGUGCCUUGAGAAACUGCCAUGCUGCCGCUGCUGCCCACAGCACAGCAGCGCAGGCAGUUCUGCGGCAGCAUGAAGCCGAGGUGCAGAUCCAGGGCCUGCGCUGA